Molecule: messenger RNA, 8109 nt
Organism: Branchiostoma belcheri (Belcher's lancelet)
Lineage: Eukaryota; Metazoa; Chordata; Leptocardii; Amphioxiformes; Branchiostomatidae
Product: CCR4-NOT transcription complex subunit 1-like
Exons: 50
Coding region: 169-7788 (2539 amino acids)
Biological process (GO): nuclear-transcribed mRNA catabolic process, deadenylation-dependent decay
Cellular component (GO): P-body; CCR4-NOT core complex
Molecular function (GO): molecular adaptor activity
Source: RefSeq, a predicted model, not a curated record
UACCUCCGCACAGAGGAAGAUCACUAGUAAUGGCGGCUCGACCUGCAUGAUGGUGCAGGAGGGAUCCUGUGUUUCGGAGGCCUUUUCUGCGAGUGAACUCUUGAAAAAACGGUGGGACGUCCGCAGUUCAGUAGGGAAGGAAUUCCCCUCGACAAAACUCAUGAAGCAAUGAAUCUGGACUCGUUGUCGCUGGCCCUGUCUCAAAUCAGUUACGCUGUGGCGAAUCUGAGCAAGAAGAACUACAAGUCGAGCGUUGCGGAAAUCUCUCGUCUUGUUGAUCAACACGGGCCUGAGGCAGAUCGUCACUUGUACCGUUGCCUCUUCUCACAUGUGGAUUUCAGUGGGGAUGGUAAAAGUGGUGGAAAAGACUAUCACCAGACACAGCUGCUGAUCCAAGAGUGUGAAACCCUGAUAACCAAGCCUACCUUUGUGUCUACAUUGUGCUACGCUGUAGACUUCCCCCUCCACCAUCAAAAAAGUUUAAAGCCGUCCGUGCAGCUUUUCCCUCAGCUGACCAAGGUUCUAAAACUGAACAAAAUCCAGGAGGUUGUGUUUGGGCUUGCAUUGUUAAAUUCGUCCAUACUAGAGGUUCGAAACUACGCUGCCCAGUUUGUGAAACAGAAGCUCCCCGAUCUCCUCAGAACCUUCACAGAUCCAGAUCUGAACAGCGGUUGUGAGGAAAGUCUGAACGACAUCGCCAUCGAAGUUCUGCACCUGCUGCUUAUAAACCUACACGGACCCAAGGACAAGUUCGGCAUCGGAGCUGAGCAGAAGGAAGCUUUCAUUGCUAUCCUAAAACAAGAUUUCCCCAACGAGAGGUGUCCGGUAGUUCUGACACCUUUCCUCUACCCAGACAAGCAGGGCAUCACCAUAGAACGACUGGUUAGUCAAGCAGAGGCAAGCACUGUGCCAAGAGACAUGAUGGAGGGUUCUUUAGCUGAAAUGAUGCAAGAGGUUGGAUAUGGCUGCUGUGCCAGUGUUGAGGAGUGCAGGAACACCCUGCUACAGUUCGGAGUGCGUGAAGUAACCCCUGCUGUGGUGGCCCGGGUACUGGGAAUGAUGGCUCGCACUCACGUCGGCCUCUCAGAUAGCAUUCCACUACAGUCCCUGACCAGCCCUGGAGGGAGCAUAUGGAGUGAGGGAAAGGACAAGUCGGAGGGUGGCCAGUCCCAGUCCUGGUCUGUGGAUGUCUUCGUAGACGUGCUACAAGAUCUGGCCCCCCACCUGAACUGGCGCGAGGUGAUAUUUGAGCUGGACCACCCAGGUCUGAUCCUGAAGGACGCCCAGGGUCUGCGUCUGCUGACCUCUGCGCUAACCCGGGCCCUGGCCAAUCAGGACGUGUUUCCCAUAGACCUGCUGUAUCGCCAGUGGAAGAACACAGAGGGACAGCUGUCGUGGUUCCAAGUGGCCCUGGCUAGUCCUGAUGUAUUCUGCUUCGCUGACUACCCCUGUCACCAAGUCGUCAUCGACAUUCUCAAGUCACCGCCUGACGACGAAAACAGAGAAAUAGCCACAUGGAAGUCACUAGACUUGAUAGAAACCCUGCUGCGUCUGUCUGAGCUCGGUCACUACGACCAGGUCAAAGGUCUCUUCAACUUUCCCAUCAAGCACUGCCCAGACAUGCUGGUCCUGGGACUACUGCAGGUCAAUCCCAAUUGGCACACCCUGCGUCACGAGUUGAUCUCCACCCUGAUGCCCAUCUUCCUGGGCUCCCACCCCAACUCCGCCAUCGUCCUGCACUAUGCCUGGCACGGCCAGGGACAAAGUCCCUCCAUACGCCAGCUAGUCAUGCACUCCAUGGCUGAGUGGUACAUGAGGGGAGAGGCACACGACCAACAGAGGCUCUCCAGGAUUUUAGACGUCGCCCAGGACCUCAAGGCACUCUCCAUGCUGUUGAACGGCACUCCCUUUGCCUUCGUCAUCGACCUGGCCUGCCUGGCCUCCCGUCGAGAGUACCUCAAGCUGGACAAGUGGCUGACAGACAAGAUCCGCGAGCACGGUGAACCCUUCAUCCAGGCCUGCGUCACGUUCCUGAAACGCCGCGUCCCGCAGGUUAUGGGUGGGCCCCCUCCUGACAAGGAGCCUCCCAAGUCAGCGCAGCUCCCCCCAGAGACCAUCGGCACCAUGCUGGCCUGUCUGCAGGCCUGCGCCAACAAUGUGUCACAGGAGCUGUCCGAGACCAUCCUCACCAUGGUGGGCAACUGUAGUCAGAUACUGAACAAGGCACGGCAGCCGCCGCCCGGAGCUGCUAAUGUUUCCAUCAAGCAGCGCCCGCCUAGCGGGCUGCCUCCGACAUCAGGCCUGGACAACAUCUCUCCUGUCAUCACAUCACAGCCGCAUCUGUCCCCAGGUUGGAAGGGAGACGACCUCCCGUACGUGUCACAGAUAGACCCGCUAGCCGGGAUAUCUUCCUUAUCACUGGGUGGGAACUCUGGAACUGGUACCAUCGGACCUGGACCCCUUGCGCCUGGCAACAUCGGGGGCGGACCGAUCGGAUCGGGGACUAUCGGAUCCGGAACUAUCGGAUCAGGGGCCAUCGGGACGGGGAGUAUCGGCCCGGGUAGUAUUGGCCCGGGACCGAUCGGCGGGGGGUUCCAGUCGGCGAAUCCGCUCGCUGCGUCGUUCGCGCCGCCGCAAUCGCCGCAGAAGCAGUUCCCGGUUUCCCGUGACCAGUUUCCUCCCUUCUCCAGCUCAGGACAGACGUCCUUUUCAUCCAUGGGCAGUCUCACGUCUCAGAUGCAAGGUCUGGGAUCUGGCAGCAGCAGUGGUGGCCUGCCCUCCUCCAACCCCCUGGCGGCCGCCUUCGCCCCCCCUCCCACGUCUCAGAAGGACUCGGCCAGCCGUGACCAGUUCCCGCCCCUCUCCACGUCAGGACAGACACGAUUCUCCUCCAUGGGAGAGUUCACUUCACAGAUACAAGGACUGGGAACGACCGGCAGCCUGGGCAUGGCAGGCAUGGGGGGUGCGUUUGGACAGAAGACUGGGAGCAUCGGGAGUUCCCAACAGGCCGCACUGGCACAGCAGAAGGCUGCGAGUAGUCUGCGCCAAGACGUGUCGAACGUGUGGCCAGAGAUGAAUCAGCAGUUCUCCAAGGAGAUUGAUGACGAGGCCAACAGCUACUUCCAGCGCAUCUACAACCACCCGCCCAACCCAACCAUGUCCAUCGACGAGGUCUUAGAGAUGCUCAAGAAGUUCAGAGACUCUCCCAUCAAAAGAGAAAGGGAUGUUUUCCACUGUAUGCUGCGGAACCUGUACCAGGAGUAUCGCUACUUCCACCAGUACCCGACCAGGGAGCUACAGAUCACCGCUACUCUGUUUGGGGGACUCAUUGCUGAAGGAAUCGUCUCGUACAUGGCACUAGGCAUAGCCCUGAGGUAUGUGUUAGAGGCCCUGAGGAAGCCACAUGGAAGCAAAAUGUACUACUUCGGUAUAGCUGCUCUGGAUCGUUUCAAGACUAGAUUGAAGGACUACCCCCAGUACUGCCAACAUCUCGCUGCCAUACCACAUUUCCAGGAGUUCCCUGCACAUCUCAUUGAGUAUGUAGAGUUCGGCCAACAGUCGCGAGAACCUCCCAUAAAGAUGGCUGCCCCCUCCACCAGUCCUCCGCUGAGCCUCGGCGGUAAAACGUCGUCCACAAUGUCCACAACGUUAACAACGACCGUAACAACGACUGCCGUCAGCACGGCGUCUGGUGGUGAGUCUCCCUUCAAAGCUACAAGUAAGGUCAGCUCUACACCACCCCUCAGACCUGGGCAGAGCCCUUCUAUAGCCAAUGCGACAAACAUAGACACCCUCCUGGCAGGAAACGAUGCCCAGAACAAGAAGUUAGAACCACCAGAAGUGCUUCAGGACAAAGUGGCUUUCAUCUUCAAUAAUCUUUCCCAGUCCAACCUCAACCAGAAGACGGAAGAGUUACGUGAUGCCGUAGGUGAGGAGUACCUACCCUGGGUGUCGCAGUACCUGGUGAUGAAGAGAGCCAGCAUCGAGCCUAACUUCCACACCCUGUACUCCAACUUCAUAGACGUCCUCAAGAACCCAGAGGUCACACAGAUGGUCAUCAAGGAGACCUUCCGCAACAUCAAGGUUUUACUUCAGGCUGACAAAGGAGCUGCCAACUUCUCUGACCGCUCCCUGCUGAAGAACCUGGGACACUGGCUGGGCAUGCUGACUCUGGCCAAGAACAAGCCCAUUCUACAGAUAGACAUAGACAUCAAGUCCCUUCUACUGGAGGCCUAUCACAAAGGACACCAGGAACUCCUGUAUGUGGUUCCGUUUGUUGCCAAAGUCCUGGAGUCCUGUGCGAAGAGUAAGGUGUUCAAACCACCCAACCCCUGGACACUCGCCAUCAUGAACGUACUGUCUGAACUGCACCAGGAACCAGAUCUGAAACUCAACCUCAAGUUCGAGAUAGAAGUUCUCUGCAAGACCCUGAAUCUGGACAUUGGUGACCUGAAACCAGGAAACUACCUGAAGGACAAGGACAAGCUCUCUCAGAUCGAGGAGCAGCUAUCUGCGCCCAAGAACGACAAACCAGUGGAGGAAGUCCCACACGCCUCGUCGACCACGGGGCUGCCCUCCGUGACCUCUACUACCACCACCACCACCACAACCGCUGUGCCCACCAUCCCUCCAGAACCUAAGUUCAGCUUCCAUGAUGUCAACACCAUGACGUUUGCCGGCCUGGCUCCACAUAUCUCCAUCAGUAAUAACGUUCCCCUGUUCACGGCCCACCCCCAGCUGAAGGCCUGUGUCCGCCCUGCCAUCGAGCGCUCGGUCCAGGAGCUGGUCCAUCCUGUCGUGGAGAGGUCCAUCAAAAUAGCCAUGACAACCUGUGAACAGAUAGUCAAGAAGGACUUCGCCCUAGACCCAGAAGAGGCGCGUAUGCGAGCGGCGGCACACCACAUGGUUCGCUACAUGACCGCGGGGAUGGCGAUGAUCACAUGCCGGGAACCCCUGUAUGUCAGCAUAGACAACAACCUGAAGACCAGCUUCCUCACUACACUAAGGGGUGCUACGCAGCAGCAGAAGGAGAUGAUCGAGCAGGCUGCCAGCAUGAUCGCCCAGGAGAACGUAGAGCUGGCCUGCGCUUUCAUCCAGAAGUCUGCCGUGGAGAAGGCCAUCCCGGAGAUGGACAAGCGCCUGGCCACCGAGUUCGAGCUGCGCAAACAUGCGAGGAAUGAGGGCCGGCGCUACUGCGACCCCGUCGUGCUGACCUAUCAGGCCGAACGCAUGCCAGAACAGAUCCGGCUCAAGGUAGGGGGCGUGACAGCACAGCAGACUGCUGUGUAUGAGGAGUUCGCCCGACAGAUACCAGGGUUCCUGCCCACCAACGAGGCCAACCAGCCAAGCGGCUUCUUAGCAAAGCCAAUGCCUCCUGCCCUUUCGGCUGUUAAUCGUGACCAGGCCGCUACAGAGGAUAAAGAAGCCAGGGAUGGCAUGAAGUCCUUUGCAACAGACGAGAUCACGCAGAUCUACGACCGGAUCAUCAGCGAGCUGGAGCAACACCUGCACGCCAUCCUGGCCCCGCCCACCAACCAGCAGGUGGCCGCCAUGCACAGUCUGCUCGAGGCUGUCAUUCUCGCGCGCAACUCUCGCGAGAUCGUCACCGCGCUCGCACUGCUGCAGAAGGCUGUGGAGGGUCUGCUUGACGGUCUGACCCAGCUGCCCAGUGACCCAGAGCUGGCCCUGCGGUUCCGUGAUGCCCACCUCCUGGUGCUGAAGGGUCUACAGGAUCAGCGUGCGUACGGACCACACUGGACCAACAAACAAGUCACCAGGGUUCUGUGUGAGUGUCGAGAGGAACUUAAGUACAACCUGGAGGCCGUGAACUGCCUGGUCCGAGCUCGACUCAUCAACAUGCAGCAGUACGACACUCACUUGGCACAGAGCAUGGAGAACGGUCUGAACUUCAUGGCGGUGACGUUUGCGAUGCAGCUGGUUCGCCUGCACCUGAUCGACGAGCGGAACAGCUCGGACGUGACGGAGGCGGAUCUGUACAACACCGUGGAGAACCUGGCCCGCAUCGCCGCGCACUCCAGAAACGCUCCGGAAGGCCUUGCUGCUCUGGUGGACGUCAUUCGCCAGAACCACGACACCAUCCUGGACCGCGCCCCGGGAGGGCCCACCUCCAUGAUGCACUCUGGGAUAUCCCAGGCCCGGGAGUACGACGACCCUCCCGGUCUCCACGAGAAGUCGGAGUACCUCCUGCGGGAGUGGGUCAACAUGUACCACUCACCCGCCGCCGGACGGGACAGCUCCAAGGCCUUCCAGGUGUUCGUACAACAGAUGCACCAGCAGGGUAUCCUGAAGACCGACGACCUGAUCACGCGGUUCUUCCGGCUGUGUACGGAGAUGUGCGUGGACCUGUGCUACCGUGCGCUGAGCGAGGCCUCCCACAACCCCACCCUGCUGCGCGCCAAGUGUUUCCACACGCUGGACGCCUACGUGCGGCUCAUCGCGCUGCUGGUCAAGCACAGCGGAGACGCCACCAACACCGUCACCAAGAUCAACCUGCUCAACAAGGUUCUGGGCAUCAUUGUUGGAGUCCUGCUGCAGGACCACGAGGUUCGAGGGACGGACUUCCAGCAGCUGCCGUACCACCGCCUCUUCAUCAUGCUGCUCCUGGAGCUCAACGCACCCGAACACGUCCUCGAGUCCAUCAACUUUCAAGUCCUCACAGCCUUCUGCAACACAUUCCACAUCCUGCGCCCGUCCAAGGCGCCUGGGUUUGCCUACGCCUGGUUGGAGCUGGUGUCACACCGGGUCUUCAUCGCUCGCAUGCUGGCCCUCACAUCCAACCAGAAACUCGGAGUCAACAAGAGUGUGUCUUCAGUGCUCCAGGGUUGGGGCAUGUACGCCCAGCUGCUCAUCGAUCUGUUCAAGUUCCUGGCUCCCUUCCUGCGCAACGUGGAGCUCACCAAGCCCAUGCAGCUGCUGUACAAGGGCACCCUGCGCGUGCUGCUGGUGCUGCUGCAUGAUUUCCCAGAGUUCCUGUGUGACUACCACUACAGCUUCGUGGACGUCAUCCCGCCAAACUGCAUCCAGAUGAGGAACCUCAUUCUCAGUGCCUUCCCCCGAAACAUGCGCCUGCCAGACCCCUUCACUCCUAACCUAAAGGUGGACAUGUUGCCAGAGAUUAAUCACCCUCCCCGCAUCCUCACCAACUUUGCUGCCUUGAUUCAGCCUUCUUCCUUCAAAAAGGACCUGGACACGUACCUGAAGACGCGAGCGCCCGUGACGUUCCUGUCUGACCUGCGCAGUAACCUGCAGGUGUCAACGGAGCCGGGUCUGUGCUACAACAUCUCGCUGAUGAAUGCCCUGGUCCUGUACGUGGGCACGCAGGCCAUCACCUACAUACACACCAAGGGCAGCACGCCCUCCAUGAACACCAUCACUCACUCCGCACACAUGGACAUCUUCCAGAACCUCGCUGUCGACCUGGACACAGAAGGACGAUACCUGUUCCUGAAUGCCAUUGCGAACCAGCUGCGUUACCCCAACAGCCACACCCACUACUUCAGCUGCACUCUACUGUACCUGUUUGCCGAGGCCAACUCUGAGGCCAUCCAGGAACAAAUCACCAGGGUGCUGCUUGAACGGCUGAUUGUGAACCGGCCUCACCCGUGGGGUCUGCUCAUCACCUUCAUCGAGCUCAUCAAGAACCCAACAUUCAAGUUCUGGAACCACGACUUCGUCCACUGUGCUCCUGAAAUCGAGAAACUGUUCGAGUCGGUCGCCCGGAGCUGCAUGCAGCAGAAGCAGCCUCAACACGUCGAGGCCCACGAGUGAAGACUUCCCGAGAUCGCCUCGGACGAUUACUUAGCCGUUUCCUGAGUUAUUCCUUACCUUUAGUCGGAUGUAGUCUAUAUAGAGUGAUACGUUGUAAAGAGAUAAUGUGAGAUGAUGAUGAUGUUGUCGUUAUUAUUAGAACUUUUGUCUUCAAAUUUCGUUUGUUACGACCGAACCAGGCGAAAGUUACCCGGUAAUCAAAAUGCAGCUGCAAUGAUGGAGGAUAUGUUAAAAAAUCUUGUGCUGAAAAGUUCUAUGUUUGCUAAAAUCCCAAACGUGUAUAAAGUUCUUGACGUAAUAAACAUGCAGUGUGGAACCAGA